AUGUUGAGGGUGAAAUUUAUUCCGGUUUAUGGUUUUGGUUGUUUGCAGAAGAAGAACAAGAAGGUUAAUCACGACGGUGGCGGUGGUGGUUCUGAGAAGAAGAACAACAACGAUGUCCACCCCAAUGAGGAACCCAACCAGAAACGAGAAGAGGAACAGAAGAAGGACAACAAUGGCGGCGGCGGAGGCGGCGGCUCCGGUGGUGGAGCUGUCCUUCUGAAAACUGAGUUGCACUGCGAGGGUUGUGCCAAUAAAGUCUACAAAUUUCUUCGUGGGUUCUCUGGCGUGGAGAAUGUGACCUUCGACGAGGGCGCAUCGGGGAAGAUAAAAGUGUUCGGAAAAGUUGAUCCGGUUGAAAUCCGGGAGAAACUGGAGCAGAAAACACACAAGAAGGUUGAGCUACUCUCGCCGGUGCCGAAGAAGGACAACAACAAGGAAAUCGCAAAAGCCAAAGACGGCGGCGACGGCAAGAACUCUGACGGAAAAGGCGACAAAAAGAAAGAUGACUCCAACGAUAAGGACCACAAGAACAACAAGAAGGGCGGAAAAGACGAGAAGACCCCCAAGCAGCCUCCGGUUAGCACGGCUGUGAUGAAGGUGCCACUGCAUUGUGAAGGCUGCAUUCUCAAGAUUCACAAAAUCAUCUCCAAAACCAAAGGUUAUGAAGAAGUGAAGAUUGAGAAGGAAAAGGAUUUGAUAACAGUGAGAGGUGCAAUGGACAUGAAGGCCUUGGCAGAGAAUUUGAAGAAGCAUUUGAAGAGGAAUGUUGAGAUUGUGCCACCUAAGAAAGAUGAGAAGAAAGAGAAAGGCAAUGGUGGUGGUGAAGGUGGUGGUGGGGAAAAUGGUGGGGACAAGGUGGAAGGGAACAAAAUGCAGGUGCAACAGGUUGGGCAGCAGCAGCAGCAGUUUGGAGGGUACGGAAUGGCAGCGCUACAACAACAACAGCCAGCAUAUGGGUACCCUAGCCCAAGUCCCUAUAUGUAUGGAGGAGGUGGAGGUCCUGCUUAUUUGGUAGGGGACCCUUAUGCUCAUUUUCCCUAUCAUGCCCCUCAGAUGUUUAGUGAUGAAAACCCCAAUGCCUGUUCUAUCAUGUGA
Oldenlandia corymbosa var. corymbosa is the source of this 1095-nucleotide messenger RNA. NCBI's taxonomy places the organism in Eukaryota, Viridiplantae, Streptophyta, Magnoliopsida, Gentianales, Rubiaceae. The record is from the annotation of a GenBank genome assembly.